AUGCUCUUCAUGAAAGCAAUUCUCGUACUUCUUUUGAUUCUAAGUACAGGUCAAGCAACUAUGAUGGGUCAUAACCGUCAUCGUCACCACUCUUUUCUUACAGACAAGGCUGCUCUUCUGGCAUUCAAAAGCAUCAUAAAAUUUUAUCCGAAUUGUACGGUAACUGGCUGGGGGGAAGAUGUUGAUGUAUGCAGCUUCAGAGGUGUCAGCUGCAACAAACACCGUUUACGUGUAGUUCAACAUAUUCUACCAGAUUGUGGACUAUCGGGACCCCUCUCACCCUUUCUUUCAAAUCUCACUGGCCUUCGAGUCCUAGAGCUCUAUAACAAUUAUUUUUCUGGAGUCAUUCCACCUGAAUUUUCGCAUCUCAGACACCUCGUUUAUCCCCAGCUAGAUGAGAACAACUUACAGGGUCCAAUACCAGAGUCCUUUGCUCUACCUUCUAAACUCCGUAUGGUAACUCUUUCAUCUAACAAUUUGACAGAAGCACUUCCACCUUCCUUGUUCCGCAACUGCACUUCACAGACUGUAGACCUGUCCGACAACUUUUUCACGGGAAAAAUUCCACAAGAAUUAGGAAAUAGUCCACAUCUAUGGUCCCUCAAUUUAUACAACAAUCAGUUUGUAGGGCAGCUUCCUCCAUCUUUGGUAAAUACUUCAAUGUAUAAUUUGGAUGUGGAGACAAAUAAUCUUUCUGGUGAGUUGCUAGAUAUCUUGGGGAAGCUGCCUUCACUUGAAUAUCUCCAAUUAUCAUAUAACAACAUGAUAAGUCAUGACAACAACAGCAAUCUCGACCCCAUCUUCACCGCCCUGGAAAAUUGCACAAGCUUAGCUGAGCUUCAGUUGGUUAGCAUGGGCCUCGGAGGAAGAUUGCCCAGUUCAAUCAGCCAACUUAAUAUAGCGACAAUGUUGCUGCAAGAAAACAGAAUCACUGGAUCAAUUCCUCCGAAUAUAGCAAAUCUUACCAAUCUAAUGUCAUUAAAUUUGUCUUCUAAUCUUCUCAAUGGAGAAAUUCCGGCAGAGAUUAGUUGGUUGUCGAAAUUGGAGCAGCUUUUCUUAUCACACAACCUAUUCUCCAGUGAAAUUCCAGCAGCAAUUGGUCAACUUCCUCAUCUGGGUUUGCUUGAUCUAUCAUACAAUAAUUUCAGUGGUCCUAUACCGGAAAGUCUCGGAAAUUUAGUUCAGUUGAAUUAUCUCCUUCUCAACAACAAUUUGCUUUCAGGAUCAAUACCGCGAACUUUAGGACAGUGCAUAGAUCUGUACAAGCUAGACUUAUCCUACAACAGGUUGACUGAGAGACUUCCCCCAGAAAUUUCGGCUAUUCUUGCUAUCAGAAUAGUUAUAAACCUGUCACAUAAUCAUCUUGAGGGGCCAUUGCCAAUUGAGUUUAGCAAACUGGAAAAUGUUCUAGAGAUGGACCUUUCAUCAAACAAAUUCACUGGAAAUAUCUUAACUCGGAUAUCAAGCUGCAUUGCAUUGACGUUGUUAAAUCUAUCUCACAAUGCUCUUGAGGGAAACCUUCCAGAUUCUCUGGGUGAUCUGAAGAACCUGGUAUCACUCGAUGUUUCAGAAAACUACUUAUCCGGUAUGAUCCCAACAAGCCUCAGCAAAAUGUAUACCCUUACCUUCAUCAAUCUUUCUUUCAACCAGUUUGAAGGUAUGAUUCCCUCUGGAGGCAUUUUUGAUUCAGUAACAAAUAUGUCGUUCUUAGGGAAUGAAGGUCUCUGUGGGGCAGUUCUCAACGUGCCCAUUUGCUCUCCAAAACGACAUGGACUCCAUUCACCUAUAUUCCUGAUCCUAUUCAUCCCAGUCAUAUGCAUAUCAGCAUUGUUAUCAGCAACAUUUUGUGUGCUUAGGCUCCGCGGCAUCAAAGUUAUAACUCCCUUGGCAAAAUCUGAAACGACAAGGAAGCAUACAACACUAGAAUUAAAGCAAAAUUUUCGAAGAAUUACAUACAGACAAUUGUCACAGGCCACUGCAGGGUUUGAUGCGCAGACAAUAAUUUGUACAGGUAGCUAUGGACGUGUAUACAAGGGAAUUCUUUCAGAUUGAACAGCAAUAGCAGUCAAGGUGUUCCAUUAGCAAUCUGGAAACUCUGUGAAGAGUUUUGAUAGAGAAUGUCAAGUUUUGAAAAGGACUCGGCAUAGGAAUCUGAUAAGGAUUAUAACUGCAUGUAGUCAACCUGAUUUUAAGGCACUUAUUCUUCCUUACAUGGCAAAUGGGAGCCUGGAUAGCCGUCUUUAUCCACUUCCUGGGACAGUUUUGGGUUCCAACUCCUCAGAUUUGACUCUCAUCGAGAUGGUGAAUAUUUGUAGCGACAUAGCUGAAGGGAUGGCCUAUCUGCAUCAUUAUUCUCCUGUUAGAGUCAUACACUGCGAUUUAAAGCCAAGCAAUGUUCUUCUCAACGAUGAAAUGACCGCUGUGGUUUCUGAUUUUGGGAUUGCAAGGUUGGUUAUGCCAGUUGGAGCGGACAAUACAGGGGAUGUUGAUAACAUCGGAAUCUCUACUGCUAAUAUGUUAUGUGGUUCUAUUGGAUAUGUAGCACCAGGUAUAGACAUUUGCUAUGCUCCUACCAUUUUGCUAAAAGCAUUUCUUUGGAGUUCUAGUCCUGGAGAACUGACUGAAUUGGGUAUUCUAUGCACACUGGAGUCCCCCUCUGCUAGGCCUACAAUGCUAGACGCUGCUAACAACUUGGAUCGCCUCAAGAGAUGCCUAAGUGAUAACACAGCUUCCUCCUCUUCCAGGAUUUCUUCUUCCACUCCACACGGUGACUAA
Molecule: messenger RNA, 2775 nt
Organism: Pistacia vera
Lineage: Eukaryota; Viridiplantae; Streptophyta; Magnoliopsida; Sapindales; Anacardiaceae
Product: putative leucine-rich repeat receptor-like serine/threonine-protein kinase At2g24130
Biological process (GO): protein phosphorylation; hormone-mediated signaling pathway
Cellular component (GO): plasma membrane
Molecular function (GO): ATP binding; protein binding; protein kinase activity
Source: RefSeq, a predicted model, not a curated record